GGUGCUGCAGCUGCCCUCACUGAAGCCAGAAGGAAUGCAACUCGUGCUGGUCACAGGUACCGAAGGAGGAGGCCAAAAGAGGAUAUGACAAAGCAGUCAGAGAGAAAGAUAAUCACUGAGGAACGCCGGGACCACAGAGGGCGUCAGACAGAUGUGAAUGACAAAAUAGAUGAAGACAGAGCUAGUGACAACAGUAGUCCGGUUUCUAGUCAGAAUGCCAGUCCCCGGGCCAGCUUAUACCUCAGUGAUCCACCGUCUUCUAUGGAAGGCUUGCUGUCAGUGUCUGGGGCCAUGCACAGAGGAGGCAUCAUGGUGACUUCCUGCGAGAGUGACAGCGCCAUGGGCGACUCUGGAUAUUCUGAAAUCUGUGAUUGUCUGAAGGAGACUCAUGAGAUGCUGUUUCAGCUCCAUGAAUUGAUCAUACUCAAGGGCAGACUACUGCAAGCUGAAGAGGUAACUGAAUCUCUCAGAGCUGAUCUCAUCAAAGCUAAAAAGAAUUGCAUGGAGUUGCAGGGCACAAAGGCUGGUUUGCAGCAACGACUGAAGGAGCAAGAAAGCACACUUUCUGGACUUAAGUCUGAAGUCAUGACUUUGGAACUGGAAAAGGACAAAAUGAGAUCAGAAAUUGUAACACCCCAAAUCAGUUGCCUUUUGGUGAAGCUCUGCAACCCAUGCAGCGAAGCAGAAGGUUCAGUAUUGUCAAGAUUUGAGACAUUACAGAAACAGCUGGGAGGUAGAGACCAGGUCUUGUCUGAUAUCAAGAGGGAACUGUUAAAACGAGACCACACUAUUCACCAACUGCAGGAGCAAAUAAGCCAAAUGAAGGAGAGCAUGACAGUGUCUAAACAGGCAAUAGAACCAAUGGUUAAUUUGGCUGAUGUUGUGAAAAGUGUCAGCACAGCAGAGGAGAUCAGUGGACUGGUAGAGCCUACAUGUCAUGACCAGCGACUGAGUGUACUGACUGACUGCCUCAACAAACUGACAGGCACUGAAAAGGCUGGAGGCCUCAAGACUUCAGAACUAGAAAUGGCAAAGGACACCAUUCUCCAGAACCGUGUAGAAGUCUGGGCACAGCAUCCAUCCAGUGCGACCAUAGAUCAUCUAGAGGAGACAGUGGUCAGACUGUUGGACAAGCUACACAUCAAUGGUUCUAGCACCGGCACCACCGCUUCCAGUCGAAGCCUCACUUCCAGCAGCAGAGACAGCUCGGAAGGGCAUGAAGUGAAUUCAUAUAAAAGCAAAAGACAGGACAACAUGAGAGGACAUGAA
This is a messenger RNA of Candidula unifasciata, 1269 nucleotides long. NCBI's taxonomy places the organism in Eukaryota, Metazoa, Mollusca, Gastropoda, Stylommatophora, Geomitridae. The record is from the annotation of a GenBank genome assembly.